UGGAGCCCCCCAGAGCAGGGGCCAUUCAGGACACCCAUCAUGGGGGGAAUCAGGCCUGGGAUGCUCUCCAGCGGCUGCUGCCACACAGGCCUUGGAGAGAUGAUCCGUGAAACCCCCAGAAAGCGCGGCCCCUGGCACACAGCUUUGUAGCACUGGGACCCCAUACACAUAAGCCGCCAUCCAGCAGGGCCUUGGGCCAGCCCCACCCUCUCCCACUGCCCCACUCUGGGAGGCCAGGGAACAGUUCACAACUUUGCAAUGACCAGCUGCAGGGAUCCUGGCGGGCCCUGGAUGGCUGAAGAAGCCCCCAAGGACCCCUCAAAGCCCAUCGGUGCCUGGGAGGAGACGAAACCUCCCCAAUGGAAGAGUUGGCAAAAGAGCCCACAGCAGAAGCAGGAGCUGUGUGUGCCUCAGCCCUUCCAUGCCGAUUCACCAGCCUACUGUAACGCCUGCUUGAUGAGGCUAGACUCGGAGGAGAAAGAGGCUCUGGAUUACAUCGAAGCCUUUCUCACGAGCAAUGAACAGGACGAGGCCAAGAAACUCAAGUUCUUGGAUUCCAUCAGCACCCUCAGAAGCCUGCCUGCUUUUAUGAACAAAGCCCUGCUAAUGGAGAAGAUAAAGGAGCUGAUUGAUCACGAGUCCGUCGACUCCCUGACCGGCGUGAUGCGUCAGCAAGCUAUGCUCGCCAUCAUGAAGCUGAGCAAAAUGAAGCUACCGGUGCGGAUCCUGACACAACCCAGCCUGCUCGCCACCUGCUUCUCCAGCAUCUUCUCCCUGCCUCCAGCACACACCAUGGAGGAGGUGGAGGCUGCUCUCUACACCAAAACUUUGAAAACCAUGGAUGAGAUGCUGAAGGCCUUGGUGUGCGAGGAUCAGGAGCCCAACCUUCUGGUGCUGCAAAUCAUCUUGAAGGUCCUGCUCCCUUGGACCACAUCCAGGGAGGUACAUGAGCGGCUGAGGGCAGUGGGAAGGAUCAGGUGGCUGAUGGAAUUCAUGGGGUCUCAGUGCAAAUUCCAGGAAGUGGAGGAGUUCAGAGUCCUGGGCCAGCUGGUGGGGUGUCUCACUCUGUGCUGUGUGGAGCAGGAGCAGGAGAUCUGGCAAUCGGCUGUGGAGGGACUUCACCACCUCUUCUCCUUCAUGCAGCUGCUAAAAUCCAAAAUGCUGGUGAAGCACGGCGCAGAGUAUCGGCAGAUCCUCAAGGACAGUCAAACUGAGAGAGCCUUCUGGGUCACCAACAUCAGCAAUAUCACAUCGCUGUUUGGGAAGUACUUCAACCCAUCCGAGAGCAUGGACUUCCUCCUCGUUGCUAUCGACGGCGUGAGAGACUCCAGCGUCCAUGACACAGUGACGGCCAGGAACAUGCUGCAUAAGAUCCUGGAGGUUCCCGGCCUAGGCUUGGUGAGGGUGUCAGAGGCUGUGAGGAGCAUUCAUAAGCACCUGGACUCCAUCAGCGAGCCACUUGCCCGGCAGGAGCUGCUCAGGGCCCUUCUCCUGCUGGGUUCCCAGUUCAGCGAGGAGGUGGUCGGAACCCUGCUGGGCUGCUCACUGUCAUGUGACAGUGUUGCUGCGGAGAUGUGGAAGAUGCUGACAUCCCAGCCCAAGAGCACAGAAAAGAUCCUUAGGGAGCUGGUCAGCAGGCUGCAGGGGCAGGCUCCACGACGGCAUCAGCUCUCUCAGAGACCGGCCGGCGUCGCCUCCUUGGCCGCCACAAGAGCCCUAUAUGUGAUCCUGCAGGAGCAGGCCUGCAGGCAGGAAGUGAAGGACCUCUUCCCUCAGCUCUACGUCGCACUGCUCUUCCACGUCACCCACACAGUGCAGCACACUGCUUUGCAGGAGAGGGAGCAUAACCAGGAGGACACGGCCGCACCCCUCAGCCCCGUCAGGUUCGCGGUGAAGGCCAUGGAAGCUUUGCUUCUAUGCGCUGGCUACAAGGAGCAGGCCACCUUCAUGAUGAAGCAUGGCCGCUGGGACCUGCUCAUGAGCUCCGACACGCACCACAAAGGUGUCUGCCUGCUUGCCCGGGCCAUGGUUUCGCUCAAUGUCGAGGAGCGAAACUGGAUUUUCCACCAUGUCAUGGCCAUCCUCAACGAUCGGGAUGAUAGGCGGUACGUCCCGGCCGUGGCGCUCUUCAUUCAGCUCCUCAAGUGCCCUGACCUUGGCAGCGAGCUGGAAGACGCCAUCGUGGAGGAGAUGAGCGGGCUGCUGAGAGACCCCAAGACCGUGGUGCGCUGGUUGGCGCUCAAAGGCCUCCUCAAUCUGGCCCUUCACCCAGAGAAGGUGGGGAAACUCCAGCAUCUGCUGCCAGAUGUCCUGGAGCGACUCCAGGAGGUAGACAGAGACCUCAUCCGCAAGGCCAUCGCCGUGCUGAAACACCUCCUCGCCGGCAUGGACAGGCAGAGCGCCAGCUGCGCGGCUGUGCAAGUGGCUGCGCAACUCCUGCCGUUGUUUCAUGAUGUAAGGCCUGGCAGCUCACAGGAGAUCCCAUCAAACUGCAGACAUGUGACCAGCAAGCUCCAGGUGCUCUCCAUCACCCUUUUUAAAGACCUGCUGGAGCUUGUAAGGGGCCCAACCGGAGGCAGAUGA
This is a messenger RNA of Mauremys reevesii (Reeves's turtle), 2583 nucleotides long. RefSeq names its product maestro heat-like repeat-containing protein family member 7. Lineage: Eukaryota; Metazoa; Chordata; Testudines; Geoemydidae. The coding region runs from base 259 to 2583 and encodes 774 amino acids. The record is from RefSeq and is a predicted model, not a curated record. The transcript has 19 exons. Gene Ontology annotation, cellular component: cytoplasm.